GCGGGGUGCCGGUACGUGGCGGGCGGGCGUGGCGCGGCGGGCAGGGCUGCGCGCGCGGCGGGCGCCCAUUCUGUGGCGGCGACAGCGGGGACAGCGACAGCGGCGUUCAUGUCCUAACGGGUGGCAGCGGCGGGCGAGCCGGGCCCCUCCAUGCGGGGGCCGUGGGGCCGCAGCGCUCUGGCCGCCUUCGCGUUGCUGGUGCUGCUGGGGGUGGCGGCGGGCGGCCCGGAGCCGCCGCCGAGCGAUGUCGCGGAUGUGGAGGCCGCGUUCGGGCUGGGGGCGGCCGCCGCUCCCGCCGCUCUGCCCGCUGGUUCCGCGGACGUGACAGUGGAGGACGAUGAGGGCGGUGUGGCCCCCGCGGCGCCCGGAGAGCAGGAGGCUGAGGGCAGCGGGGAGGCCCGGACCGGCAGCAGAUCUCUAGUAAUUAUCAGCACUUUGGAUGGACGAAUUGCUGCGCUGGAUCCGGAGAACAGUGGGAGAAAACAGUGGGAUCUGGAUGUGGGAUCAGGUUCUCUUGUGUCAUCCAGCCUCAGUAAACCAGAGGUGUUUGGAAACAAGAUGAUUAUCCCUUCCUUGGAUGGGGACCUCUUCCAGUGGGAUCGGGAUCGAGAGAGCAUGGAAGCCGUUCCUUUCACUGUCGAAUCUCUUCUGGAGUCAUCCUACAAAUUCGGCGAGGACGUUGUCUUAGUUGGGGGAAAGUCUUUGACCACCUAUGGGCUGAGCUCCUAUUCAGGGAAGGUGAAGUACAUCUGCUCAGCCGUGGGCUGCCGCCGCUGGGACGACGAGGAGACAGAGCAGGAGGAGACGCUGCUGCUGCACCGCACCCAGAAAACCGUCCGGGCUGUGGGGCCACGCAGUGGCAACGAAAAGUGGAAUUUCAGUGUUGGUCACUUUGAGCUGCGCUAUGUCCCAGAUAUUGAAACUAGAGCAGGCUACAUUGAGAGCAAUUUUAAACCAAAUAUGAACAAAGAAGAAACAAAAAUUAUUUCAGAUGUGGAGGAGCAGGAAGCUAUGAUGAAAGACACAGUAAUAAAGGUCUCUGUGGCUGACUGGAAGGUGAUGGCUUUCAACAGACGAGGAGGACAUCUGGAAUGGGAAUACCAGUUUUGCACUCCAAUUGCUUCUGCAUGGCUGCUUAAAGAUGGCAAAGUAAUUCCAAUCAGUCUGUUUGAUGACACGAGUUACACAGCAAAUAAUGAGGUACUGGAAGAUGAAGAAGAUCUUGUGGAAGCUGCCAGAGGGGCCACAGAAUCCAGUGUCUAUUUGGGUAUGUUCAGGGGCCAGUUGUAUCUUCAAUCAUCAGUCAGAAUUUCUGAGAAAUUCCCAACCAACCCAAAGGCUCUGGAGUCCAGGAACGAUAAUGCAAUGAUUCCUCUUCCCAAAAUCAAAUGGAAACCUUUAAUCCAUUCUCCUUCCAGGACUCCAGUGUUGGUGGGCUCUGAUGAGUUUGAUAAGUGUCUCAGCAAUGACAAGUAUUCUCACGAGGAAUACAGCAAUGGAGCACUGUCAGUUCUGCAGUACCCAUAUGAUAAUGGUUAUUACUUACCCUACUACAAGAGGGAGAGAAAUAAACGUAGCAACCAGAUCACGGUUAGAUUUUUUGAUGACACAAAUUACAAGAACAUUCGCAAAAAGGAUCCUGUUCUUCUGCUUCACUGGUGGAAGGAAAUUGUUGGCACCAUUGUGUUUUGUAUCGUGGCCACAACCUUUAUUGUGCGCAAACUCUUCCAUCCCCACCCUUACAGCAGACUGCGGAAGGAGUCUGAAACACAAUGUCAGACUGAUUGUAAGUAUGAGCCCACUUGUGGAGACAUUAAAGACAACAGCUGGAGUGAUGCCAAGAACUCUGGAUAUGUGUCAAGAUAUCUGACAGAUUUUGAACCAAUUCAGUGUCUGGGUCGUGGAGGUUUUGGAGUGGUUUUUGAAGCCAGAAAUAAAGUAGAUGACUGCAACUAUGCCAUCAAGAGGAUCCGAUUGCCCAACAGGGAGCUGGCUCGUGAAAAGGUGAUGAGGGAAGUCAAGGCUUUGGCUAAGCUCGAGCACCCAGGGAUUGUUCGGUAUUUCAAUGCAUGGCUGGAGGCUCCCCCUGAGAGAUGGCAGGAAAAGAUGGAUGAGCAGUGGUUAAAAGAUGAAAGCACUGAUUGGCCCCUCAGUUCUCCCAGCCCAAUGGAUGUCCCAUCAUUUAAGAUCACAACAGAGCCAUUUUCAACAAAGGAACACAUUGAAGUUACUGCAGCUUCAUCGGAGAGGGUGAGGUCUGUGGGGAUACCCUGUGGUCAGUCAGAUUCAUCUGGAAGCCAGUUUUCCCCUCUGGAAUUUUCUGACACAGAAAACAGGGACUUGCAGCACUCAGAAGAUCCACUGUUAAACCUUCAGGACAGUGUCCUUACAGGCUGUGAUGUAGAAGACAGCACUAUCAACAGUAAUGAGCUGGGACACUCCUUGGAAAUGUGUUCUUCAGCUGUUCCUGUUGUACAUCUGAAGGAAGGGACCUCCUCCUCUAUUGUGUUUGAGGAUUCUGGCUGUGGAAAUGCCUCUAGUAAGGAAGAGAAAGUUGAUGUUUCACAUAAUGAGGGUCCUUCUGAGGAUAAAGUGAAAAGUACAAAGGAAUCUGAUAACAAGAAAUCUGCUUCAGGAAGUCCCCUUUCUGUUUCUCCUCCAAGGCCAACAAGUUUAAGCCUGGACCUUUCUAAAAACACUGCAGAAAAGGUCAAGCCCACCUCUCCAAAGGUGUACCUGUACAUCCAGAUGCAGCUCUGCCGGAAGGAGAACCUUAAAGACUGGAUGAGCAGAAGAUGUGCCAUAGAGGAGAGGGAAAGGACAGAGUGUCUGCAGAUCUUUCUGCAGAUUGCUGAAGCUGUUGACUUUCUGCACAGCAAAGGAUUAAUGCACAGGGAUCUCAAGCCUUCCAAUAUAUUUUUCACAAUGGAUGACGUAGUAAAGGUUGGGGAUUUUGGACUGGUGACUGCUAUGGACCAAGAUGAGGAGGAGGAAUCAGUUCUGACCCCAAUGCCAGAUUAUGCCAGGCACACAGGACAAGUAGGGACCAAACUCUACAUGAGCCCGGAACAGAUCUGUGGCAACACCUAUUCGCAUAAGGUGGAUAUCUUUUCUCUGGGACUGAUUCUCUUUGAGCUGCUCUACCCCUUCAGCACACAGAUGGAGAGGGUCAAGACCUUAAGUGACGUUAGAAAUUUGAAUUUUCCACCACUGUUCACUCAGAAAUACGCACAAGAGUACAACAUGGUGAAGGACAUGCUCUCUCCAAGUCCCACUGAACGACCAGAGGCUGCAGCAAUCAUUGAAAAUCCUGUCUUUGAAGACUUGGAGCUCCCACCCAAACCCGUGCUCAGGCAGAGGUCACGGACAAUGAGCCUAUCAGGAAAUAAACAUUCCAGACAACCAAGCAAAUAACUAUCCUCAGGAUCACUUCUUCCACUCGGCAGGUUUCACAGGGAUUGCUCAGCAGAAGGAUCCUAUGAUGCAGAAUGUUUAUCUUGGGAAUAGUUUACUUCAGCUUUUUUUGCCAUGUUUAAUGUAUAAGACGUGUUGGACAGAUUUUUGUUUACUUUGACAGCCAAUGAAGCCCAGUAACCAAACCUUUCACAUUCCAUUUUCCUUACCUUUGCUCUCCUAAGCGGAUGGGUCCAGCUGCUGUGCUUGCCAAUGUUGUGCUCCAUUAUCCUUUUUUGGGGGGUUUCUUGGGUUUUUUUGAAGCUUGUAAAAGUCAGCUUGCUGGGUGAGUGAGAGAUCUGUAACAUGUAAAUAGAAUUAAAAUACUGUAUUUUUAUAGAGCAAAUUACAGUCUCUAAGCCUAGUGAGUGUCUAUAUGGAUCACUUGCUCUCUGGUGAAAUGAAGAUGAUUUUGAAAUGAA
This is a messenger RNA of Prinia subflava (tawny-flanked prinia), 3875 nucleotides long. It is a transcript of the gene EIF2AK3, whose product is annotated as eukaryotic translation initiation factor 2 alpha kinase 3. Gene Ontology annotation, cellular component: nucleus; cytoplasm. Gene Ontology annotation, biological process: eiF2alpha phosphorylation in response to endoplasmic reticulum stress. Gene Ontology annotation, molecular function: eukaryotic translation initiation factor 2alpha kinase activity; protein binding; ATP binding. Lineage: Eukaryota; Metazoa; Chordata; Aves; Passeriformes; Cisticolidae. The transcript is spliced from 17 exons. Bases 151 to 3414 code for a protein of 1087 amino acids. The record is from RefSeq and is a predicted model, not a curated record.